Molecule: messenger RNA, 3724 nt
Organism: Neltuma alba
Lineage: Eukaryota; Viridiplantae; Streptophyta; Magnoliopsida; Fabales; Fabaceae
Product: peroxisome biogenesis protein 1-like
Biological process (GO): protein import into peroxisome matrix
Cellular component (GO): peroxisomal membrane; cytosol; peroxisome
Molecular function (GO): ATP binding; ATP hydrolysis activity
Source: RefSeq, a predicted model, not a curated record
UGGUCAAGUUUGGCUGGGUUGGUUCACCCUUGUGAUCCUUUAGAGAAGCGCCUCGUAGUUCGUUCUCUCCCGCGACACUCUGUCGAGUUUCUUUGUGUGUGUUUCCAUGGAGUUGGAAGUGAAGUUGGUAGGGAACAUAGACAACUGCUUCGUAUCUCUUCCUCUUCCUCUUAUCCAACUUCUGCAUUCCACACGGUCGACGCCCCUCCCUCAUAUUCUCACCCUCGAGCUUCGCUCUCGCUCUGAUGAUCUCUGGUUCGUUGCUUGGUCCGGAGCCACUUCUAACUCUAAUGCCAUAGAGGUUGCGCAACAUUUUGCAGAAUGCAUUUCCUUGCCAGAUCAUGCUAGAGUGCAAGUAAAAGCUGCUUCUAACGUGCCACACGCUUCUCUGAUUACAAUAGAACCCCAUACAGAAGACGACUGGGAAAUUUUGGAGCUGAACUCUGAGCAAGCUGAGGCAGCAAUUUUAAACCAGGUAAGGAUUGUCCAUGAAGGAAUGAGAUUUCCUUUGUGGUUGCAUGGUCACACAAUGAUUACGUUCUUUGUUGCUUCUGUUAUUCCCAAGAAAGCGGUGGUGCAACUCAUGCCAGGAACUGAAGUAGCAGUUGCCCCAAAAAGACGUAAAAGGUUUUCAGAUUCACUUGCGGACUUGCAUCCAGAUUCCUAUAAUAGACAACACACUUCAAAGAUGCUGCUUCGCAUACAGGAUCCAGACCAGUCGUGUCACACUAGUGCUUGUGUCAAAGGAGUUGAUCUUCAUAUGGAGCUUACUUCUGCUGCUUUUGUUCACCCAGAAACAAGCAAACGGUUGUCACUCAAUAAUAGGCUUCAGUUGGUCUACAUAGUUCCAAGAAUAGCUAACAAGAAGGCCAAUGGUGCUUCCAAAACGAACAUUAUGAAAACAAAAGGCAGUUCAGCUACUAGGGAAGUUGACUCUGGAAAUUUAACUGAUGAUAAAGGAUGUAGGCAAGCAAUUGUUUAUCUUCUGCUUUCAGAGUCAGUGGCCAAGGGACAUGUGAUGGUUUCUAAAUCUCUUCGACAGUAUUUAAGAGCUGGUCUGCAUUCAUGGGUCUAUUUGAAGGCAUGUGAUGUUAAUUUGGAAAAAGCUAUUCCCUCCUUCUCUCUUUCUCCUUGCCACUUCCGAAUGUUAAGGCAAGACAAUGAUGGUGAUAAUCAUAUAGAUAAGAACAAGCUCACAAGGACUGCAUCAGGUGUCUUUGGAGAUCUUGUGGAUUGGUCUAUCCAUAAUGAAGUUAUUAACGUUCUUUCAGAUGAAUCCCAUUCUCAAGCAGAUGAAGAUGUUGCAAAUCAGUCGGAGAAUCUAAAUGGACUACAGCAUCUUCUAAGACUAUGGUAUAUUGCACAACUUGAUGCGGUUGCUUCCUUUACUGGUAUGGAGGUUAAUGCACCAGUAUUGGGUAGUAAAACCUUACUUCAUUUUGAAGUCAGUUACAUAAAGCUUGGGAUUAAUGGAAAGGUUCAGUUGGCUUCUAAUUCAUCAGAAAACAGAAACAAGACAGCUGAACUAUUGUUUUUGCUAACUAUUGGUGAAGAUUCCUUGCAUCACGGAAAAAUCACUGCAUAUGAAAUUGCACUUGGUGAAAGAAACAAAAUGAACAGAAAUCCAGCAGAUCAACAGCUGUUUAAAAGGCUAAAGUUCACUGAUCCCGUGUCUAUCCAAUCUCUAGAAGAUAAAAUAUCUGAAGAACAUAUUACUUCAGAAGUAACAAGCCUUGACUUGAUGGGGGCAACUGCUUCUGAUGUUAUCAAUAGGGUGACAGUAUUGUUAUCUUCUGCUUCUGGUAUGUGGUUUGAUUCAUAUGACUUGCCGCUCCCAGGACAUAUUCUUAUAUAUGGACCUUCAGGCUCUGGCAAAACUUCACUAGCAAGGACUGUUGCAAAGUACUUUGAGAAACAUGGAGACAUCUUAGCACACAUAAUUUUUGUUUCUUGUUCAAAAUUAGCUUUGGAGAAUGUCCCAACAAUCCGGAAAGAAGUUACUAACAACGUUAUGGAAGCUUUAGAUCAUGCACCUUCUAUUGUCAUCUUUGAUGAUCUUGAUAGCAUGAUUUCCACCUCUGAGUCGGAAGGGCCUCAACUUUCAAUGUCUGCUGCUGGACUCGCAAGUUUUCUGACUGACAUUAUUGAUGAAUAUGGGGAGAGAAGGCGAAAAUCAUGUGGGUUUGGACCAAUAGCCUUCAUAGCUUCUGUACAAGCUCUUGAGAAGAUACCACAAUCUUUAAGCUCUUCAGGGAGAUUUGACUUUCACAUACAGCUGCCAGCUCCUGCAGCUUCAGAGCGGGAGGCUAUGUUGAGGCAUGAAAUAAAAAGGCGUCAAUUGGAAUGUGCUGAUGACAUCCUGCUUGACGUAGCUGUCAAAUGUGAUGGCUAUGAUGGUUAUGAUCUGGAAAUAUUGGUUGAUAGAGCUGUCCAUGCUGCUGUUUCCCGCUUUCUCCCAUCAAAUGCUGCUCUUAAUGAGCAUGAGAGCCCUUUACUUAUGGAAGAUUUCUCUCAGGCAAUGCAUGAUUUUCUUCCAGUUGCAAUGCGAGACAUUACAAAAGCUUCUUCUGAUGGUGGACGCUCUGGCUGGGAUGAUGUGGGAGGCCUUGAUGACAUUCAAAACACCAUUAAGGAGAUGAUAGAGUUGCCUUCUAAGUUUCCAAGAACUUUUGCGCAAGCUCCUUUGAGGUUAAGAUCAAACGUCCUUUUAUAUGGACCUCCUGGUUGUGGCAAAACUCACAUAGUUGGUGCAGCUGCUGCUGCUUGUUCUCUACGUUUCAUAUCUGUGAAAGGGCCAGAACUGUUGAACAAAUACAUUGGUGCUUCUGAACAAGCUGUUAGGGAUAUAUUUUCUAAAGCAGCUGCGGCAGCACCAUGUCUACUCUUUUUUGAUGAAUUCGAUUCGAUUGCCCCCAAGAGAGGACAUGACAAUACUGGAGUCACUGAUCGUGUUGUGAAUCAAUUUCUGACCGAGUUAGAUGGUGUUGAGAUUUUAACAGGGGUAUUUUUUUUUGCUGCUACCAGUAGACCGGAUUUGCUUGAUGCGGCACUUUUAAGACCAGGCAGGUUAGAUCGACUUCUGUUCUGUGACUUUCCAUCUCAGCAGGAAAGGCUUGAAAUUCUUACCGUACUUUCCAGAAAGUUGCCCCUGGCCAGUGAUGUGGAUUUGGCUGCUGUAGCUCAUAUGACCGAAGGAUUUAGUGGAGCUGAUCUCCAAGCUCUCCUUUCAGACGCCCAACUUGCAGCAGUUCAUGAAGUCUUGGAUGAUGCGAACACCUCUGGGCCUGAGAGAAGACCGGUUAUUACAGACACUCUUCUCAAGGUUAUUGCCUCCAGGGCUAGACCGUCUGUUUCAGAUGAGGAGAAAAGAAGACUUUACAGCAUUUACAGCCAGUUCCUAGAUUCAAAGAGAUCUGUUGCUGCUCAGUCAAGAGAUGCAAAAGGCAAGAGGGCAACUCUAGCGUGACAAUGUGAUGCAGUAGAAUGCUUUUUCAUGAGGUGGAGAUUCCUGUUUGGUUUUCCUCUUCAUGUUUUCUUUUUCUCUGCAUUUGUGUGCCAUUUAUAAAGUAAAUAUGUGCCAACCCAAUAUUCAUUUUGGCCUCUCCAUUAGUUGUAUCUGAUGGUGCAAAGUAAUUUUUGCAGUGUAAUUAAUAAUUUGUAAAAAAUGAUGUAUCUAUAAAUUCGUUUUGCAAAGAACAGGCAUCCAUAGUUUUUUGUUUUUUUU